GGCUUGAUGCAGAGAGGAAGUGGGCAACAGGCACUGUGAGGCAGAAGCAGAGACCGGCUGCAGGAUGGUGAGGUGCUGGAAGCGCACAGAGGCCACGCCAGGUGACUCAGAAUGCACGGAUACGGGCCAGAAUGUGGCCCCAAAGUUUCCUCACCGAGUGUUCUGGGGCUGCCUGUCCACUACGCUGUUCAUCGUGAUUGUGGCUGUCAGUGUUUACGCACAUUUAGGCAUCUCACAAGAUGACACAGAGUCUGCUGUGCAGAUUGUCAGAAUCACAGCUCCUGACCAGUCUGGCACGGUCUUCAAUCAAUCUGCAUUGGUCGACAAACACAACAAUUUGGUCUCCUAUUCAGUGACAUCCCAAGCAAAUCAUACCUCUACGGUGCUCUAUCACAUGAAGGAUGGAUUGGUGUGUUACAAGCCAGACAACCAAGACACCUGCUUUCUGCACAAAAUGGAAGGCUCCGACUAUGACAACGUGAACUCACUCUUGAACAUGUCCAACCAGCAGGUCAACCAGUUCUGGCUGGUGGGGAAUGAGACACGCAGACACGCUGAGUUCUUGGGGGUUAUUGCAGACUCUCGAGUGGACACCUCAACCCUCCCAAAGCCCAUUCAGGACCUCUGCCAGCAAAGUUCUGUGUACUGGACCAAGAGAGCCGAUGGUCCAGGGAAACAACGGCUCAUUUACUUCUGUAUAGACAUCUGCUUUCCCAGCAACAUCUGUGUGUCAGUGUGCUUCUACUACCUGCCUGAAUGAGGGGCUGGGUUCUGUGCUCUGAGAGUGACCGCCACCACCGCCGAAAACAAAACAGAUCUCUCUCUGUAUCCUCGCUGCACAGAACCCAACACAAUGACUGUGAAGAGGGAGAGCUGCACACACACACAGGCACAGAAUAAAAUGUUCAUGUACACACACUCACACACACACAGAAUCAAAUGUGCACACACACACAAACACUGAGAGAUCAAAUGUGUACACACACAAACACACACACACACACACACACUCAGAUUCAACAGACUCAUCUAGCCAGUCAUUCCACAGGGGAAACAGAGACUCUGACAAAUUAUCUCCAAAGCAGUCAUCAUCAUCUUUCUAGUGCCCUUUUGGAGAAGUGCUCUGAGCGCAUUCAUUUCAAAGACUCAUUCCUGCUCGCAUCCCAUGUAACCUGAAGCCAAUGAUUAACUAAGAGUUUUUCUGCCGGACUC
Alosa alosa (allis shad) is the source of this 1212-nucleotide messenger RNA. It is a transcript of the gene bricd5, whose product is annotated as BRICHOS domain containing 5. Bases 65 to 760 code for a protein of 231 amino acids. Gene Ontology annotation, biological process: regulation of cell population proliferation. The record is from RefSeq and is a predicted model, not a curated record. The transcript has 6 exons. Lineage: Eukaryota; Metazoa; Chordata; Actinopteri; Clupeiformes; Clupeidae.